UCUACGUCGGUCUCUGGCUCUUGCAGCCCUUUGAAGGAACUUUCUCUCCUUCGUUCCUUCACAACAAGAUGGACUGGACCGAGGACGACGGAGCAGGCCACGGCCACAUGCAUGACGGCUGUCAGCACGGACAUGGAGGUCAUUCUCACAGCCACGGGCCGAGAGCCGCGCACCCCUUCAUGACGGGCUUUCACGGACAGUUCGGCAAAAGCUCAGAGCAGACGAUGAACCUCAGCCAGCAGCCGAAGAAACGCUCCCACAUGGACGACAGCAGCACAUGGGACAUCGUGAAGGCAUCGCAGUUUGGUAUCCUGGAGCGCUGUAAGGAGCUGGUCGAAGCCGGUUAUGACGUCAGACAGCCAGACAAAGAGAACGUCACUCUGCUGCACUGGGCAGCCAUCAACAACCGCUCAGAGCUGGUCAAGUAUUAUAUCUCUAAAGGGGCCAUAGUGGACCAGCUCGGAGGAGACCUGAACUCUUCUCCUCUUCACUGGGCGAUAAGGCAGGGCCACCUCCCCAUGGUGAUCCAGCUGAUGAGAUACGGAGCAGAUCCCUCCAUCGCAGACGGGGAAGGUUACCGCGCUCUCCACCUCGCCAUCCUCUUUCAGCACAUGGCCAUAGCAGCUUAUCUCAUGGCAAAGGGACAGGAAGUUGACGGUCCUGACUGCAACGGACAGACGCCACUGAUGUUAGCAGCCCUGAAGAUAAUUGGGCCUGAACCUACAAACUUCCUCAUCAAAAAUAACGCCUCUGUGAGCGCUGUGGACAAAGUGAACAGGAACACUCCUCUGCACUGCGCCGUGCUGGCAGGAAACGUAGACGCUGCCCACAUCCUGCUGGAGGCCGGGGCCAGUGUGGACGCAGAAAACAUAAACGGUCACACUCCCAUCGACGUGGCCCACCAGGUGCACAGCCCGCUGCUCAUCCACAUGCUGAAUCACGUCAAACAGGAGAGGAUUCGCUCUAAUACACGCUGCCUACGACUCCUCAACAGAUACAGGGUUUUUCUACAGUUUCUGCUCUGCACUGCCUUCUUUGGAAGUGUGGGCGCCAUCAUAGAUAUGAACUCUGAGUCCUGGCUGCUCAAAGGGAUCCUGCUGGCCUGUGUGAUAGGUCUGAUCAAUCUGGCCUUAAGGAACUUCCCCAGUCUGGACUUUCAUUCUCUGCUACCUGCUUCAACUCUCAUGGCCUCAGUCUUCUGGAUGAUUGUUACCUGGUGCCUCUGGUUCCUCCCAGAUGGGCCCAGCGCCACAGUUCAGGUCUUGUUCACUCUGAAUGCCACUGCUCUGCUCUACUACUACCUCCGCACCUGCAGGACCGACCCCGGCUUUGUGAAGGCGACCGAGGAAGAGAAGAAAAUAAACGUGUUGGUGUUGGCUGAAGCCGGAUGUCUGGGGCCCAGAAUAUUCUGCACUUCUUGCAUGACAAAGAAACCAAUGAGAACCAACCACUGCUUUUCUUGUGACGCCUGUGUGGCCAAGCAGGACCACCACUCAGUCUGGACCAACUGCUGCAUCGGUGCGAGGAACCAUCACUACUUCAUCCUCUUUCUGUUCUCUCUCAUGCUGAUGGGAGCCUGGAUGUUCUACGGUUGUCUCAUCUACUGGUCGACCCACUGCAUGCUGCAUUACGAGGAUCAGGGUGUGUGGGGGGUGGUCUCUGCCCUGGUCACCUGCUCUCCCUGGGUGCUCAGCAUCUUCCUGCUGGCCUUCUAUCACACCUGCUGGUCUAGCUCGGUCCUGGUGCUGCAGCUCUACCAGAUUGCCUUCCUGGGACUGACCACAGCAGAGCGAACCAACCUGACACUCCACCAGAUGAAGCUCGGGAAAUCUGUAUCCCUCAAACAAAACCCUUACAAUUUGGGUGUGGUGAAGAACUUGGUCUCCUUCUUCCACCUGCGUUGUUGCGGCCUCUUCAAACCGGCCAUCAUCGACUGGACGCAGCAGUUCCCUCCUGGCCGCGACCAGCACAUGUUCGGACACACCGACAUGGUCUGACCCCUCAACCCCCCCCCCCCCCCCCUCGCUCAGGCUCAGGCUCAAUGGUCAGACUCUUACAGUGGUUCUGGACCAAAAGCACAAAGUGUAUUUAUUUAUUUUUUUAAAGGGAAGGCUCCUUGUGAAGAGAGACCUCGGAUAUCAGAAAUGAGGGAAACACAAAAAAAGGAAUGUGUAGAUGUUUGAAUCCAUUGCUCUUUGUACAGACUGCUGCUGCCUUAUACUUGACCGAUGUACGUGAAAUAAGAAUCACAGGUGUUUGAAUGAAGGUAGGGUUUAUGAACCUUUUAAAGGCCUGAAUUGUAAUGGACGUUUGGAGAUGUUUUAUAUAAACACAUCAAGCCUAUUUUCUAUCAUCUGUUCUCGGAGAAAAAAAAAAGUCUUUGUACAUGUACACAGUUGGUUAAUGACUUUUGUAAGAGUUGCAUGUGUUUAAUAAUGAAUGACCACUAUUAUACUACAAUAAAGCAAUGUUGUGCCUGUCUUUAAA
Messenger RNA from Labrus mixtus (cuckoo wrasse), 2487 nucleotides. It is a transcript of the gene zdhhc13, whose product is annotated as zinc finger DHHC-type palmitoyltransferase 13. NCBI's taxonomy places the organism in Eukaryota, Metazoa, Chordata, Actinopteri, Labriformes, Labridae. Bases 69 to 1997 code for a protein of 642 amino acids. Gene Ontology annotation, cellular component: Golgi membrane. The record is from RefSeq and is a predicted model, not a curated record. Gene Ontology annotation, molecular function: palmitoyltransferase activity; protein binding. Gene Ontology annotation, biological process: protein palmitoylation. The transcript has 17 exons.